Messenger RNA from Xiphophorus maculatus (southern platyfish), 4674 nucleotides. RefSeq names its product gamma-enolase (gene eno2). Gene Ontology annotation, molecular function: magnesium ion binding; phosphopyruvate hydratase activity. Gene Ontology annotation, biological process: glycolytic process. Lineage: Eukaryota; Metazoa; Chordata; Actinopteri; Cyprinodontiformes; Poeciliidae. The transcript has 13 exons. The record is from RefSeq and is a predicted model, not a curated record. Gene Ontology annotation, cellular component: phosphopyruvate hydratase complex. The coding region runs from base 2448 to 3752 and encodes 434 amino acids.
UUCCCAUUUCCAGGGAAACUCUUCCUUUCGUUUUGACAAAUAUGCAAAGCCAUGUUUGAGUGCUCAUUUCCUGCUGAUUUUUUUUUAAUCCCCUGCAUCCAAAUUUUGAUUUUAGCUCUCUUAUUUCACACCUGCUCCUUGUCUUGACACCUGAUUGAUUAAUUACUAUUUUGAAUUGAAAAGCUACAUGUUCUGCAUUUUUUCUGGAAGAAAUCACAAAAUAUAAAACAUUUAAGUAAGAAGUGAUUUAAUAAAAUGUAUGCAAAUCAAGAAUUCAACACAGCUUUGCUUUGGUUUUAUUUGAUCAAAUGGUCUUCAUGCAUUCCCUACUUGUGUUUUAUUGCAUUACUCUUUAUUAAAUUGUUCCAGUUAAUAUUAACCAACUGUUAGUCUGAAUAUCCUAUAAGACUUGAGUAAAUUGAAUAGCUGUGGGGCUAACAUGUCUGAACCCUAUUGGCCUUUUUAAAUAAAUAGCAAAAUACCCAAUCAUUUUCUUUGCUGGCUUUUAACAAUGCUGCGCAAUAUUGUAUAUUGUAAAGUGAAAGAAAAAAAUGUUUGGAAAAACAACUAUUAGAAAUGAGUCAAAAAAUAAACCCUCUUAUGAUACAGAUUUGGUCAGAUCUAACAAAUGAUGAUUAUUUAAUUAAUAUCCUAGAGCACAUUCAUCAUUUCAACAAUCAGUUGCUCAUGUCAGCUGAAUGCACACACAGUACUGAGCCUGGUUUGGCUAGAGGUUGUUUAAUGUUAAUAAAAUGGAGUUCUUCCUUUCCACAGUCACCAAUGGCUUAUUUAGAGGUAACGAGCAAUUGCAUCAAAGUUGAUGAUUUGAUGCAAUUGGCUGGGCUUCGUUAGAUGUACUUUUAUGUAUCAACAUUACAUGAGCAACCUAAUUUGACUGUAUUGUUAUACAGUUCAGAUUGGAUUGGACUGCAAGAUUGGAUCUUAGUCUUAUGUCAAAAUCUGAUUUCAUCCAAAUUUAGACUUAAAUUGUUAUAAAUUUGGAUGUCUUGCUUUACAAAAUGAUUCAGGUUGCAUUUGCUGUCAAUUGGCUCAAUAUAAAUGAAAUAAACUGCGCAGAAGCCAGUUGUUUCUGGAUAUUAGAGGACGUUUCAUGAAUGCUUUCUAUAUAUGACCAACAAAAGGUCAUCAUUUAAGAGGUUAAAUGGGUUUUGUUCCUGAGUUGUAUUAAUUAAUUUUAAGACAAACAAGUACAAAAUUAGCUAAAGAGAAAGUAAUGGCAAGGGUUAAGAAACAAAUCUAUCAAUCGUGUUCUUUAUGACUGGCAUACAAUUUUAUAUUCUAAUGUUAAUAAUAAGGAUUACAAUAUUUGUGAAAUUCAGGUGGUGGGGUCAGAGUUUGGUGUGAACUGGCUGUGUCUUUGAUGUUAAUUGAAAUAUAAUUACAUUGUUCUUUCUAUUCUUGUACUUUAUUCUAGUAGUAUUAUAUCUUUGCCUCCUUUAUUUAGUCUUCCUUGCAGAUAGAUAUUGUUGCUAUUCCUAUCCUCCCCUUACUUAUUUGAACUAAUCACUCUAUCCCUGCUUCACCCACUUGUGUUGGCCUAUAAGGAGUUUUUUCUCCAUCCGAUCAGUGCUGGUAUCUUUUCUGCUGAGCGCUGCAGUCCCUCUUAGGUGUGGUUUGAUGAGUUCGUGAGUGUCCUCCCUCCCUCUCUGCUGCUGCUGUAGAGCUUACGUAACACACAGCAACGUGUACAAACAGCAAAGAGUGAGAAACACAGGGGAGAUGUGGAAAAAAAGGAGAAAGAAAGAAGGAUGGAAAAAAGAUGAGAUUGAUUAGGCAAUAACCUCAUUGAGAAUGGUGACAGAUUAGGAGGAGAGAACAUGUGUUCAUGUAUAUUAGAUGGUGCAAAUUGCAGCAGGAUGCCAGUGAUGUUAAUGCAUGCAUGACUGACUCAGUGACAAUGGAAUUAUGCUUUCUUCAGAGCGUAAAGUUUAAACUUCAUUGAGAUGCAUGUUAUACUUGAAUUGCAUGCAGAAGAAGAGGUAAUAAAUGUAACUAAACAAGAUUAAAACACACUUAUGAGCAGUUUUUGCAUAAUUUAAAUAUAUGAAAACUGUUCAGCUGAGUCUUUGGUUUUCUUGGUGUUUAUCACCAUCUGAAAGUUAUUAAUCAAGCAGAUAAUUUAUUAGGAAAUGCAAAAUCUCUUUGUUGAUGUCUCAUGCAGUGCUACUCCACCCUUAGGUGGAAUUGUUUGGGAAGACUCUGCAAUACGGCAGGGUGGGGCCUCAGAGGAUCACCAAAAAGGAACAGAGAACCAGUAUCCAUAAAAUGAAUGGUUGCCUGUAGAGAAAAUCCACCCACACAUCAAUUACUUUCACUUCUGACCAAGCGAAUUCUGAAGGCCCCUUCUCUGCCUUUUUCUUCAGCUGAGCACCAUUUACUCAUCACUUUUUUCCCUGACCUGUUCAGGCGCUGUGACUUACAAUAGGAUGUCGAUCGUCAGCAUUGUUGCCAGGGAGAUCCUGGACUCCAGGGGAAACCCCACUGUGGAAGUGGAUCUUCGCACAGAAAAAGGUCUAUUUAGGGCUGCAGUGCCCAGUGGGGCUUCCACAGGGAUCUACGAGGCUCUGGAGCUCCGAGAUGGCGAUAAAAGCCGUUUUAAGGGAAAAGGUGUUUUGAAGGCAGUUGGACACAUUAAUGAUUCUCUGGCGCCAGCCCUCAUAGCCUCUGGCAUCAGUGUGGUGGAGCAGGAGCAGUUGGACAACACGAUGAUUGAAAUGGAUGGCACAGAAAACAAAUCUAAGUUUGGAGCCAAUGCCAUUUUGGGAGUAUCCCUCGCCAUCUGUAAAGCCGGUGCAGCAGAGAAGGACGUCCCUUUGUACCGCCACAUAGCUGACUUAGCUGGAAACACCGAACUUGUGCUGCCGGUUCCUGCCUUUAAUGUGAUAAAUGGAGGAUCUCAUGCAGGAAACAAACUUGCCAUGCAGGAGUUCAUGGUUCUGCCUGUUGGGGCCGAGUCUUUCAAAGAGGCCCUGAGGAUAGGAUCCGAGCUCUACCACACGCUGAAGGGCGUGAUUCAUGAGAAAUAUGGUCAAGAUGCUAUUAAUGUUGGAGAUGAAGGAGGAUUUGCUCCAAACAUCUUGGAGAACAGUGAAGCCCUGGACUUGCUGCAGACUGCCAUCGAGAAAGCAGGCUUCACCGAUAAGGUCGUAGUCGGGAUGGACGUGGCCGCCUCCGAGUUUUACCGUGAGGGGAAGUAUGAUCUGGACUUCAAAUCCCCUCCGGAUUCAUCCCGACACAUCAGUGGAGAAGAGCUGGCUGACAUCUACCAAAGCUUUGUCAAUAAUUACCCAGUGGUCUCCAUCGAGGAUCCAUUUGACCAGGACGACUGGGAGGCCUGGUCCCGUCUGACGGCCCAGGUGGGGAUUCAGGUUGUUGGAGACGACUUGACAGUGACCAACCCAAAAAGGAUAGAGAAAGCUGCAGAGGAGCGAGCCUGCAACUGCCUGCUGCUCAAAGUCAACCAGAUCGGCUCCGUCACUGAAGCUAUACAGGCAUGCAAGCUGGCUCAGGCCAAUGGCUGGGGAGUGAUGGUCAGCCAUCGCUCAGGGGAGACAGAGGACACCUUUAUUGCCGACCUGGUGGUGGGACUCUGUACUGGACAGAUUAAGACUGGCGCCCCCUGCAGAUCUGAGCGACUUGCUAAAUACAACCAGCUCAUGAGGAUCGAGGAGGAGCUGGGCGACCAGGCUCGCUUCGCCGGCCAUAACUUCAGGAACCCAAGCGUCCUGUGAAACCAGCUGACAGACGAGAAUGACUCACACACUCAACGCACGCAAAAUGCCCACGCAAACUGACACAAAUGACUAACAAGGAAUGAGCCAUGUACAAAGAACGAUCACUCAAAUUCAGGAAAAAUACAAUCGCAAAAGAGCUAAGCAAAAGAAAUGAAUCAAUUAUGCACUAGACUUAAAAGAAUGGAGGUGAUGCUGUAUGCAGACACACAUACACACACGCACACAGUUGCAACACCUGAAAAUGCACAUGCAGGGGAACACUCUGAAAAAAAACCUAGAAUCUAUAAGCCAGACAUGCACUGUUAUUGUAGGAAUAGUUCAUGUACACCCAGGAGGCAGGCCUGCAAUGAUAACGAUUAUUGUUGUAAAAAAACAGAGGUAAGUAGAAAUUCUGUAGAAUAAUAUAGUCUGAAGCACGCAACUGAAAGAGAUGAAAAAGUCAAACUUUUAAGACCAAACGAGGAUGAUGCAGAUGUAGGAACUGAGUGAAAGCAACAAUAAAACAAUAAAGAGCACUCUAACACCAAAACACACACACACACACACCUUCAGCUGUGUCUCUCUCUCACCUGGACACUCAAGAACCUGCACUCUUCCUAGCUCUAUCCUCCUCCCUUUCUCUCUAUAUAUAUUUUACUCUCCUUCUUCUCGUUGUGUCUGUGUCUCAGUUUUAACUGUUCUGGUUUUCUUCUCAACCUUGUGUGAAUUUGAUUAUUUGUCCUUCAUGCUUGAAGUCCUGCUUCUGUCCUGAAAGAAAAAAAGAAAAUCUUUAAAACUCAAGAACCUUUGACCCUUUUGGUUCCCCCGUCCCUUGUUUGUCCAUAGAAUAGCUGGGUCAACAAAAGAUGAAAGAGCAAUGAAAAUAAAAAUAUGAAAACAAUAAAGGAACACUUGUCAAUUAAAAUAAUGUGAAAAUAUG